Molecule: messenger RNA, 591 nt
Organism: Centruroides sculpturatus (bark scorpion)
Lineage: Eukaryota; Metazoa; Arthropoda; Arachnida; Scorpiones; Buthidae
Product: colipase-like
Exons: 3
Coding region: 147-500 (117 amino acids)
Source: RefSeq, a predicted model, not a curated record
UCACAUUAAACAAAUUGUUAAGGCGAAUUUUCUAGUUCAGGAGUUUCGAAUGUAGGUAGACCUCAGACGUUGACCCCACGAUGACGUCGUUACGUCUCGUUUUCGAUUAAAUUCAAGAGUCGACCUCGUCUCAGUAGUCAACGGAGAUGGAAACAACGUACUGCGUGCUGAUCCUUUCUUUAUGUUUAAUUUGCCAGGUGACGAGUCAGGAGGAAUACUUGGAGCAGCGUAUGAUUGAUCCCUUUACCGGUUGGAUUAUCCCGUACAAGCGCGAUUUAUCUGAUGGUCACCCUUGCAUCAACAGUGUAGAAUGUUCGAGCGGAUGCUGUUUGAGGAGUAACAAGGGUAGAAAAUGCGCCGGUAAAUCUCUAAAGGGACACAAAUGUAGCAAAUUCGCAUUGAAGGGGGAGAUAUACAAGGAUUACUGCCCUUGUCUGGCUGGAGAAAGUGCUUGUUCCGUGACAAAGGGUAAAAAUAGAUUCCUCAUCUGUUCGUUCUAAAUAUAAACCUAUCUCGAUGUAUCGUGUUUUAAUUGUUUAAUAAAUAAAAUUCUAAAUUUUCUAUUAGUUUUUUUUUGUCCCAUAAUAUAGU